This is a messenger RNA of Chionomys nivalis (European snow vole), 470 nucleotides long. RefSeq names its product acyl carrier protein, mitochondrial-like. Gene Ontology annotation, cellular component: mitochondrion. Gene Ontology annotation, molecular function: acyl binding; acyl carrier activity. Bases 2 to 457 code for a protein of 151 amino acids. The record is from RefSeq and is a predicted model, not a curated record. NCBI's taxonomy places the organism in Eukaryota, Metazoa, Chordata, Mammalia, Rodentia, Cricetidae. The transcript has a single exon. Gene Ontology annotation, biological process: fatty acid biosynthetic process.
CAUGGCGGCUCCUGUCCUUUCCGUCUGUGUCUGCCGCCUGCCCGCGGCCUUCGCGCCGCUGCCCCGGCUUCCCACACUGGCCUUGGCCCGGCCACUCAGCAUCACUGUCUGCCCUGAAGGAACCCGGAGGAGGUCCGGGACUCUGCAGUUCGCCCGGGCCCUCAUGCAGGUGCCUGGAAGGGUCACACACUUGUGCCGCCAGUACAGUGACGCACCCCCUUUGACGUUAGAGGGAAUUAAGGACCGAGUGCUGUAUGACAAGAUUGACCCAGAAAAGCUCUCAGUAAAUUCUCAUUUUAUGAAGGACCUGGGCUUAGACAGUUUGGACCAAGUGGAGAUUAUUAUGGCCAUAGAAGACGAAUUUGGAUUUGAAAUUCCUGAUAUAGAUGCAGAGAAGUUAAUGUGUCCACAAGAAAUUAUAGAUUACAUUGCAUAUAAGAAGGAUGUAUAUGAAUAAAGUUUCAGGGCCU